Spodoptera exigua (beet armyworm) is the source of this 1121-nucleotide messenger RNA. The record is from the annotation of a GenBank genome assembly. NCBI's taxonomy places the organism in Eukaryota, Metazoa, Arthropoda, Insecta, Lepidoptera, Noctuidae.
GUUUUGUGUUGUGCGUAGUUGUGGUUGAGUUUCUGAUGGCUUGAUUAAUUUUGUUAUUAUUUUAUUUUACCAAUUCCAACAAAUAAUUUCGUUACGAGCUUGACCAGAUAUGGCGCUGUUACCUCCAGACCCUGUUUAUACGAUCAGGAACGUGGACAACGUUCCUGUUUAUUCGUUGGCAUUUAGCUUUUUGCCUGGCGGUCUCGAGAGGUUACUAGCCGGCUCAAAAAACGGCUACGUUUAUGCAUACAACCUUCAGACAAAUCGUGUGCAGCAGAAAAUCCAAGUUGGUCAAGCUCCAAUUCUUCACCUCAUUCAUACAGAUAAUCAUCUCAUAACGCAGGAGAAAGGCGGCAAGUUCAAAAUAUUUAGUUUAACAAACUCUGGAUAUGAGGAAGAUGCACUUAUCGACAUUGAUUACCCUGGUUUCUGCCGUUUUGACGCCAACACAAAACUCGAAGCACUCUAUGUACCUGACAAGGAUUCUAAAAUUCAUAUUUACAACUUUUCUGGAGAAAAAGUAGGUUGUUUGGAGCCAGACUCAUCACUGAAGCUGGGAGAACCAAUGUGCUUGAAAUUCAUUGAAUUUCCUUGCGAUCGGCCUUGCUUGCUGGCUGGAUACGAAGCAGGAUGGCUCCUCCUGUGGGAUCUCAACACUAGUCAAUGUAUCAGCAAGCUGAAGACCAGUGAGUGUCCGAUGUCAGUUGAUUUCCACCUUGAACAGCAAAGAGGUAUGAUUGGAAAUGCCUCGAAUGUGAUACAGAUCUUUAGUAUAGGGAGAAAAGACUUAAGCUUGGCUCACAAGUUGGAUAUAACAAUUAAGAACCCAGGUACAAACAAAGUUCAGACCCGGUCAGAUGGAAAGGUGUUUGCUUCUGGAGGUUGGGAUGGCCAUAUUCGUAUUUUCUCCUGGUUUUCUCUCCGACCUCUGGUAGUACUGACAGAGCAUAAGCAAGCUGUCCAAGAUGUGGUCUAUUCUACCGAGAAGGUGUCGUUUUGGAAUGCAAAGAUAAUGGCUGCCGGAGGACUUGAUGGUGCUAUAACUCUGUGGGAUUUGUAUAAUACCAAACAGUAAAGCAUUUAACUUUUUCUAGUAGAUUAUAGAAUAUUACCAAGCUCAG